CUGAGGAUUGUAUUGACAUUGUACGGGAGACAGGAAUGACGACUCACGCGUCUUCUUGCGCCUUUACUACGAUUCUCUGAAGAUAAAUCAAGGAAUAACCCAGUACAAGAUUCGGGGUUGCACCGUCCCCUGACGUACGUCGAUGCGGGGGGAGUUUCUCCAACGGGAACCAUGCCAGCAACUGCCGAAGCACCUACAUCUGUUCUCAACUUGGAGCGCCGAAUGCAUACGAACUACGAACACCGGUCACCCGACUCAGUUACAGGACGGUAUGCCAGUCGUGCUACAGUCGACGACAACUGGCGCUUCCGACAAAAGAGCAGUGAACCUGUACCUAGCCCUCGAAUUGGCGGAAGCGCAACCGGUCAUGCAAAAGGUCGGCGCGCUUCCAUAGCUGGAGCUUUCACAGCAUCUCUCGCAGCAUCAAAUCGUCGUCGAACUAGCGGAUUCUUUGAUAAGUUUCUGCAGCAAUUCAAACGCGCGACACCGUCCGACUCUCGCCGCGAUAGUAAAAGCGAUAUUGUAUCUAAUCCAGACCAACGCAUCGGGCCGGUCGAAGAUGAAGGUAGUGACCACAAGCCCGCAGACCACAAACCCGCAAAAAAGGGCCGCAAGCUGCAGGGAAUUAGCAGAGAUGGUGCCACACUUCGAGUAAAGAGCUGGGUACGAACAUUGCCGGAAGAUGAAGAUCGAGCGGCAUCCCACACUGGAGCAGGUCUCGACGCGAGAUUGUUGAUUGACCAGGCCCAGGCAGAAGCCGUCAUUCCUGCGGAGCAAGUACCAAGCAAGCUUAAGCAAACUGUGGCCUCUCCAUCUGAUGUUACACUCCAGGAAGGAGGAGAAGUUGCUCCUUCCUCUGAAGGAAGGAUUCCUUCAACUCCUAUAGUGACAACUGCAAUCGCUGCGCCAGUGCUUGAAGCCUUAGGAUUGAGGCCAAGCUUUUCAUCAGACAGGGUUUCUGAAUUAGAUCAGGGAACCGUGUGCGUACGUAAGGAGGAUCAUCGAAGUCAGCUCAAUGACCCACAGCGCCCCCAUUUGGAGCGACGACAAUCAUCGUUUUCGUCGGCUGUUGUCUCCAGCUCACGUCCGUCGACUAGCUCCUUUGGCGGUGACAGUUCAAAAAGCUCCCUCAUCCUGGAUCCGAUUCGUACCAUACAUACAUUUAUUCCUAUCGCUAUACAACCAGAUUAUCUAUCAGAAGUGGCAGAUUAUGAUGACAAGAAAAAGAAACGGAAACCGAAAGGAGGGAGUCUCCCACCAGUUUCGAAUAGUGGUAUGCAAGCAUCCUCGUCACUGUAUAGUCUCUCAACCAAUCCUGCCCAUGUUUCCGAACCUGCCGUUUCCGUCGCCGCUCAUCUCACCCCGUCCCCCUCUUCAAACUCCCUCAAAAGAAUAUCUAGAAGCCUGGCCUCUUUGGGGUCGUCCAUUUUCAACAACAGGAGUAAUGCUAGCUUGCCAAUGAAAGUGUCGGGGUCUACUUCUUCCCUGGGGCACUACAGUGAUAUUAAACUAGAGAACCGAAGUAACACGGAACCUUCUCAAAACCUUCGGACAUCCAUGCCACGAUCUGGCUCACGAGGAGGAGUGACAUUUCGAAAUUUUGGGGAGCAAACGACCUCGACUGGGACACUCGGCCGGCAUCCUUCUCGAUCAAACCCGCGUAUUCGUUCUAUGGAAUCAAGCAAUUGGUCAAUGUCGUUCCGACAACGCUCGGGCCCCGACGAUGCGGACGGAAAAGUAGAGCCACAUCCUAGUCCAGCAACGUCAAUAUCACCCAAUGCGGUACCGGAAAAAACGUCUGUUUCUUUGCCAACCCAAUUGGCAACCCUCCCUCCGACUUCGACCACAAGUGUCCUUGCAAGUAAGCGAUCCCGGUCAAUGGACUUUAACUUGAAUAAGGGUGAACGCCCGGCGUCCAGGAACCAGUACGAUCGUAGACGUCCCUUAGGACAUCAAGUCAUUGAAACUUCAACGAUAUACUCGAUGCAUGAAACUAGUCAUACCCUGGUCAGCCCUUUAGGCGAGCCUGAAGAAACUCAAGGAAAGGUGAAUCAGUACCACAUUAUUCGGGACAUUGGGUCGGGCGCAUAUGGGCGAGUUGUGCUAUGCCGAAACGAACAAGAUCAGAGAUACUAUGCGUGCAAAAUCAUUUCGAAAAGCAGACUACGUAAGAAAUUUCGAUGGUCAAACACAGGCUUCAGCGCUGGCGCAAGUGGGGGGGACCCAGAAAUGGAUCACUUGGCCAGCGUCAAGCGGGAGGUAGCUAUCCUCAAAAAGCUUUCGAAACAUCCCAACAUCAAUGCGCUGGUAGAGGUUUUGGAUGACGGAAAAGAGGACAAUUUAUAUAUGAUCUUUGAACUUUGUGAAUUCGGUCCGAUAAUGAAGCUUCAAUUGAAGGACAGCGUGAAUCCAUUCUGCGAAGACUUGGCUCGGAAAUAUUUUCGCGAUGUGGUCCUGGGUUUAGAGUAUCUGCAUUCGAAAAGAAUCAUUCACCGAGAUCUGAAACCUGAAAAUCUACUGUUGAAGGCGGCCCCACCUUUAGGUGUGGUGCAGAUCGCAGAUUUCGGCAUUUCGAGCAUGUUCGAAGAUGGAGAGGAAGAACCUGUGCUUGAUGACAAGAAUGCAUCACCGCUUUUCAGCCCUCCAGAAGCUUGUCAAAGUCAUACGAAGCAGCUAAAGGGUUUUGCUGUAGAUAUAUGGGCAUUGGGAGUUACUCUAUAUUGUCUAGUUCACGGGCGCGCGCCAUGGCAAGAAGAGAGCAUUCUUCAGCUCUAUGACAAAAUAAUCAAUGCUAGCGCAGAGAUCUCGAGCACUCUCUCUCCGUCGCUCCAGGACCUUCUAUAUCGCAUGCUGCGCAAGAAUCCCGAUGAUCGAAUCACUCUCGCAGAUAUUAGGGUCCAUCCUUGGAUUACGAAAGAUGGCGAAGAUCCAAUGUUGCCGACUGAAGAAAACUGUGUAUUUGAGGAAGUGACACCGGAGGAAGUGGAGAAUGCAUUCCAACCUGCGAUGAUGUUUGUGACCAAGAUCAUGAAUAAACUGAAAGGGAAGGGCGGGAAAAAGACUUGUAGAACAGUCUCGGCACCUCCAACACCAGCCGCGGAAGACAUUUCUUCAUCAUCUCCUCUAUUGGGCAACAUGGACGCGCAGAGAUUGGGAUCGGGAAGGGUACUGUACGACGAGCCCCAAUUGAGUGCUCGGCUCAACGGGAAGGCCAAUGAUACCUCAACUACACAUGCUGGAACUGGUGGUGCUUUACCGAGCGUACUACUGAAGAAUUUUGAGGGAAAGCCAAAUCGGAUGCGUAUCUCCGCAUCUGUAGAUGCCUUAAAUCGAAUGCCUGGAGCUAUCCCAGGACUUGGACUGGCUACCAAGAGAAAUCCAAAUCUACAAGGGAGAUCACGCUCUUUUGCAGAACAGGGAUCAUUAGACGGGUUGCCCGCUCCAUUUAUUCCCUCUCCCUUGCGUGUGUCGGCAACCCCGCGAACCAGUUCUACGGGCUCUUCACCUCCGGGAUCCACGAUAAUGUUGACACCUCCGGAUCAUCCUGAAGCGCCUUCAUGGCCACAGCCUGCUAAUCUAACCGGACGGUGCGAUUCUCGCCGUCAUGCUAGGAGAGGAUCUUCAAUGAAUAUAAUUGAUGAGGUACCUGAGCAUAGCGUGUGCUAGGUAACGGCCACAAGAGCCCGUAUAUAGAUGUAGUUCUCUAUAGAUGUAGUAUAGCUUCCGAUACGCUGAGUUUAACUGCUUGAACAAGGUUUAUAUACCGAAAGGCACAUGACGAG
Molecule: messenger RNA, 3782 nt
Organism: Spizellomyces punctatus DAOM BR117
Lineage: Eukaryota; Fungi; Chytridiomycota; Chytridiomycetes; Spizellomycetales; Spizellomycetaceae
Product: CAMKK/CAMKK-META protein kinase
Exons: 5
Coding region: 172-3666 (1164 amino acids)
Biological process (GO): intracellular signal transduction; protein phosphorylation
Cellular component (GO): cytoplasm
Molecular function (GO): protein serine/threonine kinase activity; ATP binding
Source: RefSeq, a predicted model, not a curated record